Molecule: messenger RNA, 555 nt
Organism: Caenorhabditis elegans
Lineage: Eukaryota; Metazoa; Nematoda; Chromadorea; Rhabditida; Rhabditidae
Source: the annotation of a RefSeq genome assembly
AUGUGCUCUCUGGCUCAAAGAAAUCAUCAUUCUGCCGUCUUUCCGAAUGCCUGGUGGGCGUUCUCGGAUGCUUGUGUAGCUGUCCUUUUUUCUGAUUAUUGCUGUUAUUAAACUGUUUUAUAUUGGAUUCUGAAAAUUAGAAUUCAACGAACAGAGUGAGCAUUAUCAAUGAGAUAAUAUUUCUACUGCUUCGAGAGAAAAAGAAAGCGACUUCACUUGUAUGCACAUAUUAAACUUGUUGGGUUGUUAUAACUGUCUUCUAGCCCACACAGAAGGAAUUGUAUGAAAUCAUUGCAUUAUUCAUACCUCAAUCAAGCAAAAGCCAAGGAAUUUAAUAAUGGAUUUAUUAUUAAUUUAAAUUUGAUUUAUUGUUUCAAUUGUUAAUAAAGUCUGAGUCAAACUCAAUCAUCCUUUGAUGUACACCGACUUUCCUCCCAUCUAAACUCUCUUAUCUCUGUCACCACAGCAUCUUGGAUCCAUCUACUUUUCAUACCUAUAUAUACCAUCUCCAACAUUUUAUUAUUUAUCUUUCCUACAUAUUCUACCAAUAAAUGA